Pistacia vera is the source of this 1379-nucleotide messenger RNA. RefSeq names its product transcriptional regulator STERILE APETALA. Gene Ontology annotation, cellular component: preribosome, large subunit precursor. The transcript is spliced from 2 exons. The coding region runs from base 1 to 1377 and encodes 458 amino acids. The record is from RefSeq and is a predicted model, not a curated record. Lineage: Eukaryota; Viridiplantae; Streptophyta; Magnoliopsida; Sapindales; Anacardiaceae. Gene Ontology annotation, molecular function: protein binding.
AUGUCAUCUUCUUCUUCAUCUUCAUCAUCAUCUUCUUCUUCAGAAGAUGGCAAUGGCAAUGGCGGUGGUGUAGGUUACCAGGGUGCAAGAAGAGGGGGUGAUUUCGAAGGGCCUUCAUCGUCUCGUCAACGUGCCAUUAGUGAGGUCUGGCCUGAGCCUUUUGUGGAGGCUCUGGCAGCCCAUGUGGCCAUUGAUGCUUCUCGCAAUAUUGGUCGCCUCGCAGCUGCUGCUGCUCUUACCAAUGUCUUUCUGGUAUGUUCCACGUGGCGUGCUGUCUCUCGCUCUGAUCUCCUAUGGCGCCGCCUAACUCAACACAUAUGGGGCCGGACCCAUCUCAUGCAUGCAACGUGGAGAGAUGAGUACAUCUAUCGUCAUCGGACAAUGGAUAAUUUUCGAACGCGUAGAUAUACCCACGCAAUUCUUCAUUUCGACCCGUCUGAUGUGGAUAGCCCGGAUGGGUUGACGUGUCGUUGCCUGGCACUCUCUGACCUUUACUUGGCAUGUGGGUUUGCUGACGGAACAGUUCGUCUAUUCUCCCUGGCUACUCGUAUCCACGUCAGCACCUUCCGGCCCCACCAUCGCGAUAUCUUAGGCCGGUUCUCGCGUGCGGUGUCAGGUAUAAUCAUCACGGACGCCCAACUAAUAUUCGCCACGCUGGACGGAGACAUCCACGUGGCAAAUAUAAAUGACGUGGCGAACCCACCCCGUAGAGCUCACUUUGGUAACGUGGUGGAUGACGGGGUGCUGGUGGACUUCACGGGAUGCGAAAGAUACUGGGUGGGUUUGUACGCAGGGAUAGCGGGGCAGGCCUAUCACAUUUGGGAUGGUCAAACUGAAGUGCUAACGUUUGUCGGUGGGGAUUUGACCGACCAAAACACAGUGAUGGGUUGGCGAAUGUUAGCUGAGUUCACCGAGUUUGUGGGACGAGUGAGGGUGACGAGUCAGGACUCAGCGGUGGCAUGCACAAGUUCACGUGUGAUGGUUUUCGAUUUGAGAAACCCCAACGAAGGGGUGAUGAGUAAUCAAGAGUACAUGAGAGGGGUAAUUGUGACCUCGGUUGACGUUAACUGCGAGGCGUAUAUUGUCGUGGAUGGUCGUGGGUUGGCUAUAGUGCGCAGGGUGGACACGUUAGAGGAAGUGUGUAGGUUUAGCUUAAGGUUAAGGGGUGGUCAAAGAAACGUAAUGGGGUGCAUGAAUUUAGGGUACGCCCUAAUGUGCGCAGGAGGUGUGAUAAGGGUAUGGGAAAUAGAGGAAGGGGAGUAUUUGUACACUUUUAGGGAGAGAAUAGGAGAAGUGAACGCAUUUGUGGGAGAUGAUAGACACGUGGCAGCAUCAAGUGAGACAAGUAUACACUUGUGGGAUUUCGGAGCACAGUAGAG